GGAUCCCUCUCCCUCCCCCAUUAAAGAAAGGCUUUCAUGUUUUAAAAGCACCCCAUUCUCUCUCUGACUCUCUCCUAUGAACAAGAGGGAGGUAGCUUCUUCUGCACCACUCCUCUUCCAUUUUCUAGCUCUUCUUUUCAUGGCACUCCUCACUUUCUUACCUGAACCCACGGAAGCCAAAAAAAAACUCUCCAUCUCCAAGUCCAAACGCAAGAGAAAGCCGGAGAAGCUCAAGCAAACCUCUUCGUGGGACCAAAUCAAGAACUUGCUCACUUGCAAGGAGAUCGAAGGGUCGAGAGUUCAUGACCCAUCUAAGAACCCAACCGGGAAUUCCAAACUUGGGUCUUGCAGUUCUAUAUGUAGUUUCAGAGACGUUGUUCAUGGGAACACCAGGGUGGUUCAUAGAGCAGAUAACUCGCCGGAGGGUAGCACUGUGGGUCAGGAAGCUGGGCUUCUUACCCGAAAAGCUGCUGCUGGGUCAUCUUCUUCAAGGCAUUUAUCGAGUUCAGAGAGAUCUAAUGGCGGGUCAACUUGCACUGGGUCAUCUAGAGGCAUGCAGCUGAGGAAGCUUUCUGGGUGUUAUGAGUGCCACACCAUCGUUGAUCCUAGCAGGUACCCAUUGCCCAGAACUAGUAUAUGUGUUUGCUCCGAGUGCGGAGAGGUCUUCCCAAAGAUUGAGAGCUUGGAACAUCAUCAAGCAGUUAGGCAUGCUGUGUCGGAGCUAGGUCCAGAUGACUCGGGUCGCAACAUUGUGGAGAUAAUCUUCAAAUCAAGCUGGCUCAAGAAAGACAACCCAAUCUUCAAGAUCGAACGGAUAUUAAAGGUCCAUAACACCCAGAGGACAAUCCAACGGUUUGAGGACUGCCGAGACGCAGUGAAGAUCCGUGCAAACAGCAACACCAAGAAAAACCCCAGAUGCGCCGCCGACGGAAACGAGCUGUUACGCUUCCACUGCACGACCCUCACGUGCUCGCUCGGCGCACGUGGCUCGUCCAGCUUAUGCGGCUCCGUACCCGGCUGUGGAGUCUGUACCAUUAUACGACACGGCUUCCAAGGCAACAAGACUGGUGGGGUACGCACUACCGCUAGUAGUGGUAGGGCCCACGACUGCUUGGAUUGUACGGACGGUCGUAGGGCCAUGCUGGUGUGUCGUGUGGUCGCCGGGAGAGUGAGGCGUAUAGCGGAUGAUGCAGCACCGGAUGAGGACAGCGUGACUUCGGCUGCCAGCUCAUACGAUUCUCUAGCCGGCUAUGCUGGGAUUUAUUCGAAUCUCGAGGAGUUGCAUGUGCUCAAUCCAAGGGCUAUACUUCCGUGUUUUGUAGUGAUCUAUAAAGCCCUUGAAUCUUAGCUUCUUCGCAUUUGGUUGUAAUUUAUGUUGUAAUAAUAGUAUUGCUAUAUUUUCUGGUUAGCCAACUAAGCUGACCACCCCCUAUAUCUGUCUUGUAUAUGAUUGAUUACUCAUUUGAUAUUGUUAAUUUUCUUGCAUUUUGUUUUGUGAAAUACGAGUUCCUUCGAUAGUUAGUGUUGUAAUAUCCGAAGUUUGAUGUCCUAAGUUUGACCAUUACGAGAGAUUUAUAAGUUAUUCAAUGUGGG
Molecule: messenger RNA, 1593 nt
Organism: Ilex paraguariensis (yerba mate)
Lineage: Eukaryota; Viridiplantae; Streptophyta; Magnoliopsida; Aquifoliales; Aquifoliaceae
Source: the annotation of a GenBank genome assembly